AUGAGUAAAAAAUUAUCAUUGGAAGAGAGGCUUUCCUUGGCUACUAAGAAAGGAAGGAAGAAAAAUAAAAGGUCAACGUCAAAUUUGUCGUCACCAUCGCCUGUGGUGCUGCCAAACAGUGAACAAGAAAGUAUUAGUAUAUCAGCUGACGAUCCGGCUCCUGAUGUGGGGUCAAUUGAUAAUACUGAGGACGUAGAUGAUUCCACGGUACGAUCAGAGAGCACUGUUGAAAGCGAUACACGUAAGCCAGAUGCAAUUCCUGUCAAUGAUGUGGCGGAUGCCGAUCACAGCAGGACUGAUUCCUCCAACGAUACUGUAGUAUCAUUGCCUAAAUGGCUACCUGAAAAUUACACUGAACUCACUGUGAAAGAAUUAGUCAAAGAAAUUAGUCCUGAAUAUCUAAGACUGAACAAACAGAUUAAUGACCUAACUAACCAAGUGAGCAGGAAAUCACAAAUUGAAACCACGGAUUCUAGUUUUUUUAAGUUGAUUAAGGAGAAGGACGAUUUGAUAGAUCAGUUAAAGAAAGAAGGAACGAAAUUAGCGGAAACUGAGUUAAGGCAAUCUAAUCAAAUUAAGGCCUUAAGAACAAAAGUGAAAAAUCUAGAGUAUGAGGUAUCUGUACUAAAUGAGGAUUCUGCUCAGAAUGUAGAGAACUACAAUGAACUGCAAUCGUUGUAUCACAAUGUACAAGAGCAACUGACGGAAGCUACACACAAAUUAAAAGAUACGGAUAAACAAAAUGAGUUAGUUGAAACAUUAGAGAAAAACUUAAGGGAAAAAGAUGAUUUGAUCACAAGUUUGCAGCAAUCUUUAGAUGAUAUGAGGGCAUUGCUUGAAAAAGAGAAAAAUGAAUUCCAAACGGAAAAGAAAGCACUACAAGAAGCAACUGUUGAUCAAGUAACUACACUAGAGACAAAACUAGAACAACUGAGAAUAGAAUUGGACAGCUCUACCCACAGUUUAAACGCUAAAUCCAGUAGAGAUAUUGUUGAUGAUCAACACAGUUCCGAAGAAAAACAACACGCAUCUUCCAAAUACAAUCGACUCAAGGAACAGCUUGAGUCGUCCAAGGCCAACUGGGAUAGCAUUGAAUACGCUCUGAACACUAAGAUUGUUGAUUUGGAAAACCGCUUUGAAUCCACAAUGAGAGAAAAAAAUAAUAUUGAAGAGAGAUAUCAAACCGUCUCACGUUCAUCGGAAACAUUAAGUGUGCAGUUAGAAAAAGAACGAGAAAAUCAUUCAAAGGCAGUUUUGGAAGUAAAAGAACUGGAGAAGCAGGUAGAGACAUUGAAAUCAUCAUUGCAAAGUAUAAGUGAUGAUUACAAUUUACUGAAGAAGAAGUACGAUAUACAAAGGUCCCAGUUGGAGAAAAAUGAGAACGAACUAAAGCCACAUCAAGAAAACAGUAAUGAGAAGAUUAUAGAUAAAAUACCUGUAGAAUUAACCAGUAGGCUAAAUUCUAUGGAAGGAAAUAUAGAAGACGAAUGGACUUUACCUCAAGAAAACUCUAUGCUAUCACUAUCAAUGUCAAAACUGGGAGAACUAGAAGGUGAUUCACCUCUAAAACCCAUUGACGAUGAAUCACACGAAACAACAUGUAGUGAAGAAAGCCAACAUUUUGAUAGAAAAAAUGUAGAUUUUAGCAUUGAUGAUAUUCCAGAAGAAGCUGCUGAUUUACAAGCAAUCAGGGAAGGCGAAUCAAUGAAAUCGUUAAACAACACGUCAAUACCAUACAGAAGAGCAAGCGUUCAGCUGUCAAAUUCUAACGGCCACAUAAGCGCCCAUUUAGUGAACAAGCUAAGUACGGAGUUAAAAAGGCUGGAAGGAGAAUUAUCAGCUUCAAAGGAAUUAUACAAUAAUUUGCUGAAGGAAAAGGCAAAGGCAAAUGAUGAAAUCUUGAGACUACUGGAGGAAAACGAUAAAUUUAGUGAGGUGAACAAACAGAAAGACGAGCUCUUAAAAAGAGUUGAACAAAUGCAAAGAAAGUUGGAAACCUCUUUACAACUACUAGGCGAAAAGACUGAACAAGUGGAGGAAUUAGAAAAUGAUGUGUCCGACUUAAAGGAGAUGAUGCAUCAACAAGUCCAGCAAAUGGUGGAAAUGCAAGGAAAAAUGAGGUAA
Messenger RNA from Saccharomyces paradoxus, 2124 nucleotides. It is a transcript of the gene SGM1, whose product is annotated as Sgm1p. Gene Ontology annotation, cellular component: endoplasmic reticulum; Golgi apparatus. The record is from RefSeq and is a predicted model, not a curated record. The transcript has a single exon. Lineage: Eukaryota; Fungi; Ascomycota; Saccharomycetes; Saccharomycetales; Saccharomycetaceae. Bases 1 to 2124 code for a protein of 707 amino acids.